GCCAUGUUGUACUGUGAAAACUUAAUUUCAAGGUCUACAGUUAGAUGGCGGUGUUGGAUAGGGAGUUCAAAGGUGAAACAACAGUUCAGAAGUGGAAAUACAAAGAGGGGUGCAGACCAUGCUCUGUCUGUAUUGCAAAAGCUAUGCGUAUAAUGCGUUUGCUUCUGAACUCCUGUUUUAGGCUUUCGACAACUUACGUGGGUUUACAGACAAGCCUAAAAACCGGGUUCAGUUCACAAAUAUUGUCAUUCCACCUAAGAAAAAUGGUGCAUUAUAAAAUGGAAGAAAGGGGGAAACCGAACACUCUUGACUACAGGAUAUAUUUUAAAACUUCAGAGGGCAAAUACAUUUCACCUUUCCAUGAUAUUCCACUCUUUGCAGGAGAUGAUCAGGAAAAUGAUGUCCCAACAAAGAAAGCAAAGAAAAAUGGAAAUGAGAUCGUGUUUAAUAUGGUUGUGGAAAUACCUCGCUGGACAAAUGCCAAAAUGGAGAUUGCAACUAAAGACCCACUGAACCCCAUUAAACAGGAUGUAAAAAAGGGCAAGCUUCGAUAUGUAGCAAAUGUCUUCCCUCACAAGGGUUACAUUUGGAACUAUGGAGCCCUUCCACAGGUAAGAGUGGAAACCAACAACAUAUCAUCACCCGAGACUUGGGAGGACCCAAGCCACAAGGAUAAUGACACAAAGGGCUGUGGCGACAAUGACCCAAUUGAUGUGUGCGACAUUGGUUCAAAGGUGUGUUCUCCAGGAGAGGUAAUUCAAGUAAAAGUCUUGGGGAUACUUGCAAUGAUUGAUGAAGGAGAGACUGAUUGGAAGAUAAUUGCUAUCAAUGUUGAAGACAAAGAUGCUCCAAACAUUAACAGAAUACAUGAUGUCCGAAAGCUCAGACCCGGGUAUCUGGAGUCUACAGUUGAUUGGUUCAAAAAGUAUAAGGUACCUGAUGGAAAACCGGAAAACCAGUUUGCCUUUAAUGGAGAAUUCAAAGACAAGGAUUUUGCAGUAGAGGUUAUUAAAUCUACACACCAGUUCUGGAAGGCACUGACACAGAAACAGACUGAUGGAGGUGCAAUAAACUGUAAAAAUGUGUCCGUGUGUAAGAGCCCUUUUCAAUGCAGUGAGGAAGAGGCCUGCUCAAUAGUCCAGUCUGCCCCAACAUUUGGGAUCUCAGACGCAUUGCCUGAGGAAGUGGACAAGUGGUAUUUUCUUCCAAAGUGAUUCUUGACCAAAUAUGGGAACUUCCUUGGAAAUGUGUGUUCAAACGACCUUCCUAAAAAUUAAAUUGUAUAAUAGACAAGCACUUAAUAUGCAAACAACUGCCAAAUCUAAGCUGUGUCACAGAAUAAAAAUUGAAUUAUUUGAAAA
This is a messenger RNA of Acipenser ruthenus (sterlet), 1361 nucleotides long. Its product is annotated as inorganic pyrophosphatase-like. The transcript is spliced from 12 exons. Bases 45 to 1214 code for a protein of 389 amino acids. Gene Ontology annotation, molecular function: inorganic diphosphate phosphatase activity; magnesium ion binding. The record is from RefSeq and is a predicted model, not a curated record. Gene Ontology annotation, cellular component: cytoplasm. Lineage: Eukaryota; Metazoa; Chordata; Actinopteri; Acipenseriformes; Acipenseridae. Gene Ontology annotation, biological process: phosphate-containing compound metabolic process.